Molecule: messenger RNA, 3651 nt
Organism: Geodia barretti
Lineage: Eukaryota; Metazoa; Porifera; Demospongiae; Tetractinellida; Geodiidae
Source: the annotation of a GenBank genome assembly
AUGCGCAAGGUGUUCCACGCACCUUUCAAAUUCGAAAUUUCGCGAACUUUGACCUCAUCCAGCGUGUGGCCAGUAUCAUCACGUCACAGCCUUUUCUCCGUUCUCUCCACUACACCACGAGAAGGAGACGCCACAAUGCCUCUGCGAAUGGACGUAAAGCGGAAGCUGCUGGCGAGGUCUGACAGGGUCAAAUGUAUGGAUCUCCACCCGAAGGAGCCCUGGAUGCUCGUCUCUCUAUACAACGGCAACGUACACAUCUGGAGCCAUGAAUCCCAGACGCUGGUUAAGUCAUUUGAAGUGACAGAUUUACCAGUUCGAGCAGCAAAGUUUGUGGUGAGGAAGAGCUGGGUGGUGACGGGGUCAGACGACAUGUUGGUCCGAGUCUUCAACUACAACACUCUGGAGAAGAGUCAUUCUUUUGAGGCUCACACGGACUACAUCCGCUCCAUCGUCGUCCAUCCUACCCACCCCUACAUACUCACCAGCAGCGACGACAUGUCUAUAAAGCUCUGGGACUGGGAGAAGAAGUGGCAGUGUAGCCAGGUGUUCGAAGGCCACAGCCACUACGUGAUGAUGAUUGUCCUCAAUCCAAAGGACCACAACCAGUUUGCCAGUGCCUCUCUCGACAGAACUAUUAAAGUGUGGCAGCUGGGGUCUCCCACUCCAAACUUCACUCUGGAAGGCCACGAGAAGGGUAUCAACUGCGUCGACUAUUUCCAAGGUGGAGACAAGCCUUAUCUUAUCUCUGGAGCCGACGACAGGUUGGUAAAGGUUUGGGACUACCAGAACAAAGCAUGUGUGCAGACAUUGGAAGGCCACGCCCAGAACGUGACUGCGGUUGCAUUCCAUUCCGAACUCCCCAUUCUCAUGACCGGAUCCGAAGAUGGAACCGUUCGUGUUUGGCACGCAAACACCUACCGCCUGGAGACGACUCUCAAUUACGGUCUCGAGAGGGUGUGGUUUAUCUGCCAGAUGAGAGGCUCGAACGACGUUGCCAUUGGUUACGACGAGGGCAGCGUAAUGAUCAAGCUGGGGAGGGAGGAGCCGGCGAUGAGUAUGGACAGCAGUGGGAAGAUAGUGUGGGCGAAGCACUCGGAGCUCCAGCAGGUGAAUCUGAAGGUCCUGGGGGAGAUGGAGGUGAAGGACGGAGAGAGGCUGCCGGUGGCCGUCAAAGACAUGGGCAGCUGCGAGAUCUAUCCUCAGAACAUCUCUCACAACCCUAAUGGACGGUUUAUGGUGGUGUGUGGAGAUGGAGAGUACAUCAUCUACACUGCCAUGGCCCUCCGGAACAAGAGCUUCGGCUCCGCUCAGGAAUUUGUGUGGGCGGCCGACUCCUCCGAGUAUGCUAUUCGAGAAGGGACCUCGCGUGUCAAGAUCUUCAAGAAUUUCAAAGAGAAGAAGUCGUUCAAACCGGAGUUUGGAGCCGAGGGGAUUUUCGGGGGACAUCUCCUCGGCGUCACCAGUAGCAACAGUCUCACUUUGUAUGACUGGGAGAGCCUGGAGCUGAUACGGAGAAUCGAAAUCUCCGUCAAACACGUCUACUGGAGUGAUAGCGGAGAACUCGCUUGUCUGGCUUCAGACGACUCGUACUACAUUCUUCGCUACCAUGCCGACGCAGUCCAGGAGGCGACGUCGACCAAUCAGGGAAUAGACGAGGAUGGAAUCGAGGCAGCUUUCGAGGUGGUAGGUGAGGUGGAAGAGACAGUGAGGACUGGUCUGUGGGUGGGGGACUGUUUCAUCUACACCAACUCCGUCAACAGGAUCAACUACUAUGUCGGAGGAGAGAUCGUCACCAUUUCCCACCUGGACAGGGUGAUGUAUCUCCUUGGCUACAUUCCCCGUGACAACCGACUGUAUCUGGGAGACAAGGAGUUGAACAUUGUCAGCUACAGUUUGCAACUCUCAGUUCUCGAGUACCAGACCACCAUCAUGAGGAAAGACUUUGACAGCGCUGACAAGGUGCUGCCGACCGUCCCCCACGACCAGCGAACUAGAGUUGCACAUUUCCUCGAGAAACAAGGAUUCAAACAACAGGCCCUCGCCGUUUCCACAGACGUCGACCACAAAUUUGACCUCGCUGUACAACUACAAGACCUCGGCGCUGCGUAUGAACUCGCAAAGAAAACAGAGAGUGACGUAAAGUGGAAACAACUUGCCGACAUGGCAACUGGGCGUGGUCAGUUUGGCCUGGCAAUGGAAUGCCUCCGACACGCCCACGACUAUGGGGGCCUGUUGCUAUUGGCAACCAGUGCAGGUGAUGCGGAGACACUGGGGAAGGUGGGGGAGGAGGCGAGGGCUGGCGGGCACAAUAACAUUGCCUUCAUCUCAAACUUCCUCCUGGGACAGCUCGAGGAAUGUCUGGAGAUCCUCAUCUCCAGUCAGAGGUUGCCCGAGGCCGCAUUCUUCGCACGCACGUACCUUCCCAGCCAGAUCUCCAGGGUGGUUGGACUGUGGAAGGAGAAGCUGGCAGCGACCAAUCAGAAGGCGGCACAGUCUCUCGCAGAUCCGGCGGAAUACGAGAACUUGUUCCCAGGGCUGCAGGAGGCUGUGAGGGCCGAGCAGCUGCUCAAGACCGAGCGGUCCCGGCUCCUGCCUGCCAGUGCCUUCCUCUCAGUUACCAACCCAUGUGAUAGGAACAUUCUAGAAGAGUUGAGGUCAGGCCAGUUGGGCUCUACCCCGCCCCUCCCUGCCGAAGCCACACCCACAAAACAAGAGACCACACCCACUCCAGAUGACGAGGAGGGAGAGGACUUUGACCUCAACAUUGACGAGGAUUUGGAUCUCGAUGAUUUGGAUCUGAAUGCAGACGAAAUAGAGCUCGGGGAAGAGGGAGAUCUGUUACAAGACUGACGUAUGACCCAGGACGUUAGCUGAAAGCCUCACUCACAUAAUAAUAUCAAACAAUUUGUGGGUUGCUCCUCUAAUAAUUCUUUGUUUUACUAAAAUAGAGAUCAUCAUUUUCUGUACAUAUUAUUGGUUCCAACGUAUAAUUUUUUGAAUGCGACAAUAAGUGUUUCGAAAUUACCUAAAAACGUUAUUUUUUAGCUAGCUGCUCGUUAUUCUCUUGUAGAAGUACAAAUAGGCGUGGCCUAUGGGUGGGGCUGCUGACUCGGCAACUUUUUCGUCGUUGAAGAUGACCCAUCGCCCUUCUUUCUUGAUGUGACAGACGUAGUGGCCACAUAGUGUUGAGGUACCCAUGUGACUGAUGAACGCAUGGAGUCGAUAUUUGCCUGGUCCAUCUGGACACUUUUUCCUUGCCCCAGACCCCGCCUCCUCCGUUUCCAUGGCGUCCAGUUCGUCGGUGUGGCUAAACACCCAGUCGGCCGCUCGCUCAACGUUGUUACCCGUCUCCUUCAGAGCUCUCAAUGCAUGAUCUCUCGUGAACCCUAGCGACAUCACUAUGGCAACCGCACCUUCGUCUGCGCCAGCACUGGUCGAUGGUGCGUUGGGUUGAGGUGGAGUGAAUGGAGCUGAGAAAUCUGACAGUUUCCAGAGGAUUACAAGGGAUUACUGAAGAUUACAGCAACACAAAAUGGUUUACUGAAGAUUACUGGAAUAUGCAAACAGACAUGAAGUUUAAAGGGGUAUGCAAAGAUGAAUAUGCAAAGGAUUACAGGAGUAUACUGACCGGGAUCGCCCAUGUGCUCCAGC